AUGUCAGUACAACAAACACCAACUAACGGAUUAACUGGUAAAAUUUCAAACUUGGAUAUGUCAUCAAUGAAAGGUAAUUCUUUAACUGAUAAAUUAGCUCAAGCUGCUGAAGCUAAAGAUAUUGCUGUUACUGCUCCAGGUAAAGCUUUAUUAACUUCUGAAGCUGCUGAUGCCAAGGAUGAAGUUAAACAUAAAGAAUUCUUAUCAAAACAUCAAGUACUCAGACAUAAAUUAAAAGAUUUAGAAAAAGAUGAACCUUUAUUAAUUGAAAACACUAAAAGAUUUGUUUUAUUCCCAAUCAAAUAUCAUGAAAUCUGGCAAAUGUAUAAAAAAGCUGAAGCUUCUUUUUGGACUGCUGAAGAAAUUGAUUUAGGUAAAGAUAUUCAUGAUUGGAAUAAUAGAUUAAAUGAUAAUGAACGUCAUUUUAUCUCAAGAAUUUUAGCUUUCUUUGCUGCUUCAGAUGGUAUUGUUAAUGAAAAUUUAGUUGAAAAUUUCUCUGCUGAAGUUCAAAUCCCAGAAGCUAAAUGUUUCUAUGGUUUCCAAAUUAUGAUGGAAAACAUUCAUAGUGAAACUUACUCAUUAUUAAUUGAUACUUAUAUUAAAGAUCCAAAAGAAUCCGAAUUCUUAUUCAAUGCUAUUGAAACUAUUCCAUGUAUUAAACAAAAAGCUGAAUGGGCUUUAAGAUGGAUUAAUGAUGAUGACGCUCUUUUCGGUGAAAGAUUAGUUGCUUUUGCUGCUGUUGAAGGUAUUUUCUUCUCAGGUUCAUUUGCUUCAGUCUUCUGGUUAAAGAAAAAAGGUUUAAUGCCAGGUUUAACUUUCUCAAACGAAUUAAUUUGUAGAGAUGAAGGUUUACAUACUGAUUUUGCUUGUCUUUUAUUCUCCCAUUUACAAAACAGACCAAACAAAGAAAUUGUUGAAAGAAUCAUUACUGAAGCUGUUUCUAUUGAAAAAGAAUUCUUCACUGAUGCUUUACCAUGUAGUUUAUUAGGUAUGAACUGUAAAUUAAUGUGUCAAUAUGUUGAAUUCGUUGCUGAUAGAUUAUUAGUUGCUUUAGGUAAUGACAAAGUUUAUAAUGCCACUAAUCCUUUCGAUUUCAUGGAAAAUAUUUCAUUAGCUGGUAAAACCAACUUCUUCGAAAAGAGAGUUUCAGAUUAUCAAAAAGCUGGUGUUAUGGCUUCAACUGAUAGCGCAAAGAAAGAUACUUUCGCUUUUGAUGAAGAUUUUUAG
Messenger RNA from Yamadazyma jaroonii, 1227 nucleotides. Lineage: Eukaryota; Fungi; Ascomycota; Pichiomycetes; Serinales; Debaryomycetaceae. The record is from the annotation of a GenBank genome assembly.